AAAUGAACACACAGCACGAUCAUUCAUUCCUACAUUUCUUCUCUCCGUCUUCUGUUUUUUAAAAAACCAUAGAGAAACAUGACUAUAACGCUGCGAUCUUCGACUUCUUUUAUCAGUCUAAGACACACCAGAAGCCUCAAAACUCCUGAUGGUUUUUCCGGCACUGUUUGCUUUGCGCAAAUCAAGCCAUCAUGCCGUCUUCAAGCAAAGAACUCAAAGCAAGAAGCACAGCUUUCGCAAGAUGAUAUCCUGGUGACAGAAGGAAGGAAGAGCAAGAAUUGGGAGAAACUACAUGCAAUAUCAGGUCCUGAUCAUAGCAGCAGCAACUCUAGAGUGCCCGUGUUUGUGAUGCUGCCACUUGACACAGUAACAAUCGGAGGGAAUUUGAACAAGCCAAGAGCAAUGAAUGCUAGCUUGAUGGCCUUGAGAAGUGCAGGAGUCGAAGGAGUAAUGGUGGAUGCUUGGUGGGGAUUGGUAGAGAAAGAUGGACCUUUAAAAUACAACUGGGAAGGGUAUGCGGAGCUUGUGCAGAUGGUGCAGAAGCAUGGCCUGAAGCUUCAAGUUGUUAUGUCCUUUCAUCAGUGUGGAGGAAAUGUCGGAGAUUCUUGCAGCAUUCCCCUACCUCCGUGGGUGCUUGAAGAGAUGAGCAAAAACCUUGAUCUUGUCUACACAGACAAGUCAGGUCGGAGGAAUCCUGAGUACAUUUCCUUGGGCUGUGACUCAUUGCCAUUGCUAAGAGGAAGAACACCCAUACAGGUCUACAGUGAUUACAUGAGGAGCUUCCGCAACAGAUUCAAAGAUUACCUAGGACAAGUUAUCACGGAAAUUCAAGUGGGGAUGGGUCCAUGUGGAGAACUGAGAUAUCCAGCUUAUCCAGAAAGCAAGGGCACAUGGAACUUUCCUGGAAUUGGGGAAUUCCAAUGUUAUGACAAGUACAUGAGAGCUUCACUGGAAGCCUCAGCUGAAGCAGUUGGAAAGACAGGCUGGGGACAACGUGGACCCCAUGAUUCCGGCCAGUAUAAUCAAUUUCCUGAAGAAACUGGAUUUUUCAGGAGGGAUGGAACAUGGAACACUGAAUAUGGACAGUUCUUCUUAGAAUGGUACUCAGGGAAGCUACUAGAGCAUGGUGACAAAAUCCUAGCGGCUGCAGAAGGAAUAUUUCGAGGAACUGGAGCAAAAUUAUCGGGAAAAGUAGCAGGAAUUCACUGGCAUUACGGAACGAGGUCUCACGCAGCAGAACUAACUGCAGGAUACUAUAAUACUAGACAUCAUGAUGGAUACCUACCAAUGGCACGGAUGUUCAGUAAACAUGGAGUUGUGUUCAAUUUCACCUGCAUGGAAAUGAGAGAUGGGGAGCAACCACAACAUGCAAAUUGCUCUCCAGAAGGAUUAGUGCGGCAAGUGAAGAUGGCUACAAGGACUGCUAGGACUGAACUUGCAGGAGAGAAUGCAUUGGAGAGGUAUGAUGCAGGUGCAUUUUCACAAGUUAUGGCAACGAGUAGAUCAGAAUCUGGCAAUGGAUUGACUGCAUUUACAUAUCUAAGAAUGAAUAAGAGGUUGUUUGAAGGGGACAACUGGCUGCAUUUAGUGCAGUUUGUUGAAAGCAUGUCAGAGGGAGGUCGCCACGGAAAACUAUCAGAAUGUGACUCCAGUGGAACUAACCUUUACGUUGGCUUUAUCAAAGACAAGAGCGUUCAGAAAACUACGGAAGUUGCUCUGGCAUAAAAAAAGAAGAGUGUAUCUUCAUGUAAAACACCAAAUAGCUCAAUGUAUUAGAGGUAAAAAAGUAGAAAUAAAAUCACCAUACCUUUGGCAUGACCUGCCAAACUCUGAGAUGAUUGUAUAGAAGAAUCAAAACCUGUAUCUAUAUCUCCAUGCCCACCAACGGAGAAUAAAUUCUUAUAAGCUAAUGUUGUAUCGGCCAAGAUUAUAGAAAGCUAAAAGACGACUCGUCAUUUUUGGGUGAGCCAAAGA
Molecule: messenger RNA, 1974 nt
Organism: Populus trichocarpa (black cottonwood)
Lineage: Eukaryota; Viridiplantae; Streptophyta; Magnoliopsida; Malpighiales; Salicaceae
Product: beta-amylase 3, chloroplastic
Exons: 4
Coding region: 79-1725 (548 amino acids)
Biological process (GO): polysaccharide catabolic process
Molecular function (GO): beta-amylase activity
Source: RefSeq, a predicted model, not a curated record